AUGUCGACAAAUACAGAAUCAACGUCAACAGCAGAGCCCGUGGACAAGAUCCUGCUCAUCAACGGACCCAACCUGAAUCUGUUAGGGCUGCGUGAACCGUCCAUCUACGGUAGCACGACGCUGGCACAACUCACGUCCUCCAUCGUCGAGCGUGGCUCGAAGCUCAACAUCACCGUUGUGCCGUUCCAAUCCAACCACGAGGGCGCGAUCGUCGACUUUUUGCAUUCCCAUUUCACGCCGGCGACCUCAAGUUUAAAUAGCACGACUUCCUCCACCUCCUCAUCUACCCCCCAACAAUCACCAAGCACCAAAAAAGGACGAACAGCAGUAAUAAUCAACCCAGCCGCCUACACGCACACGAGCGUCGCGAUCCGGGACGCCCUGCUGGCGACGUCGAUGCCCUUCGUCGAGGUCCACAUCAGCAAUGUCCACGCGCGCGAGGAGUUCCGCCACCAGAGCUUUUUGAGUGACAAGGCCAUCGGCGUUGUCAUGGGCCUCGGCGUCUAUGGAUAUACCGCCGCGCUGGAGUUCUGGGCUGGGCGCUGGAGGGAUGAGGAUGCUGCCACCGGCGCCGCUGCUGCCAGAGUUAGUUAG
Exophiala aquamarina CBS 119918 is the source of this 594-nucleotide messenger RNA. RefSeq names its product dehydroquinase class II. Gene Ontology annotation, molecular function: 3-dehydroquinate dehydratase activity. The transcript has a single exon. The coding region runs from base 1 to 594 and encodes 197 amino acids. Gene Ontology annotation, biological process: quinate catabolic process. The record is from RefSeq and is a predicted model, not a curated record. Lineage: Eukaryota; Fungi; Ascomycota; Eurotiomycetes; Chaetothyriales; Herpotrichiellaceae.